Messenger RNA from Podospora anserina S mat+, 1305 nucleotides. RefSeq lists its product as uncharacterized. Gene Ontology annotation, cellular component: cytoplasm. Gene Ontology annotation, molecular function: ethanolamine-phosphate cytidylyltransferase activity. Gene Ontology annotation, biological process: phosphatidylethanolamine biosynthetic process. NCBI's taxonomy places the organism in Eukaryota, Fungi, Ascomycota, Sordariomycetes, Sordariales, Podosporaceae. The transcript has 3 exons. The record is from RefSeq and is a predicted model, not a curated record. The coding region runs from base 1 to 1305 and encodes 434 amino acids.
AUGAGCGCCACCGAUCCCGUCAACCCCCCUGGUGAGCCAGCCCCUGAGCUCCUCGAGGGCCGUCUCUGGGUAGAUGGCUGUUUUGAUUUCUUCCACCACGGCCACGCAGGCGCCGUAGUCCAGGCCCGCCAACUCGGCGACGAGCUCUACGUCGGCGUCCACUCGGACGAGGCCAUCCUCGAAAACAAGGGCCCCACCGUCAUGAACCUCAAGGAGCGCCUCAUGGCCACCGACGCCUGCCGCUGGGUCACCAAGUCCAUCCCCUACGCUCCCUACGUCACCCAGCUGGACUGGAUCACCCACUACGGCUGCAAGUACGUUGUCCACGGCGACGACAUCACCUCUGACGGCAGCGGUGAGGACUGCUACCGCUUUGUCAAGGCGGCCGAUCGGUUCAAGGUUGUGAAGCGGACGCCGAGUAUCUCCACUACCGAUUUGGUUGGGAGGAUGCUGCUUUGCACGAGGGGGCAUUUCAUCAAGUCGCUGCAAAAGACGCUCGAGGGUGAGGAGGGUCCGGGAACAGCGGAGGAGAGGAAGAAGGAAGGCGAGGCGAUGAAGGAGAGGAUUAGGCUGUAUGCUGCGGAUGAGACGGCCAAGCAGCCCGGUGUGGAGGUUUGGUUCUGGUCAGGGGAGAAUGGGUUCGACAAGUUGUUUGGGGGUAUCGGGCCAAAGAUUGGCCAACGGGUCGUGUACGUCGAUGGUGGUUUCGACCUCUUCUCCAGCGGCCACAUCGAGUUCCUCAAGAUGGUGGUUGAAGCUGAGGAGGAGCUCGCCAGAGGGGACGGUUGGUACUCGGAGCAGAACGUCAACGAGCGCAAGGGCAAGGGAGAGGACUACGGCCCGGUGUUUGUGGCGGCUGGCGUCCACGACGACGAUGUCAUCAACAAGUGGAAGGGCGUUAACUACCCCAUCAUGAACAUUUACGAGCGCGGCCUCUGCGUUCUGCAAUGCAGGUACGUCAAUGCCGUCAUCUUCGGCGCCCCCUUCGAGCCUACCAAGGAGUACUUGGCCAAGUUCCCAUGGAGCACCCCCGAUGCCGUUUACCACGGCCCAACAUCAUUUAUGCCAUCCACAAAGGAUGUGUACGCGGCUCCCAAGGAGAUGGGCAUCUACAGAGAGAUUGGCCACCACGAAUUCGAGGAAGUCAACGCCGGUACCAUUGUCCAAAGAAUCAUGAAGAGCAGAGACCUCUACGAAGCUCGUCAAAGGGCCAAGGGCAUGAAGGCCGACAUCGAGGCCGCUCAUAAGGAGAGAGAGCUUCUCGAAGAGGAACAGCGCAAGAAGGAGGAAAAGCUUCAGAAGUGA